Messenger RNA from Sungouiella intermedia, 1716 nucleotides. NCBI's taxonomy places the organism in Eukaryota, Fungi, Ascomycota, Pichiomycetes, Serinales, Metschnikowiaceae. The record is from the annotation of a GenBank genome assembly.
AUGGCUCCCUCCAAAAAUAUACAAUCCGAGAAAGAGAAAAAAGGUGCAGACCCCAUCAAGGUCAACGUACCCAAAAGCGCCCCUCUCACAACCCAGCCUGAUAAGGUCUCCUCCCCAGUUGGCAGUGGAGAAGAUCCAAAAACAAUCUUAGACUACACACCUAAGGAAGAAAUCCCUGUCCUUGUGAAGAAGUUGAGAGAUAACUAUCAUGCUGAGCUUAAAUCUCAUUCCAUCCAAUUCCGUCUUAAUCAAUUAAGAAACAUUUACUUUGCGAUAAAAGACAACGUCGAUGACAUUUGCGAUGCUUUACGCAAAGAUUUUGGGCGAGCUCCAACGGAAACCAUUAACUUGGAGUAUGCUCCCCUCAUGAAGGAAAUUGUACACAUCAUGGCUCACUUACAUGAGUGGGUUAGACCGGAACCAGUGACUAACUUACCCAUCUCCAUGAAAAUGGACCCUAUCUACAUUGAGAAAGAGCCAUUGGGUGUUGUACUCAUCAUUUCCCCAUUUAACUAUCCAUUGCUAUUAUCGGUGUCCUCUCUUAUCGCUGCAAUUGCGGCUGGUAACUCGGUUGUCUUGAAAGUUUCCGAGUUUACUCCCCACUUUGCAAAACUUUUGACAACUAUUCUAGUGAAGGCACUUGAUCCAACUACUUUUGCAAUGGUCAAUGGUGGUAUUGAAGAGUCUACUGCCCUCUUAGAUCAGAAGUAUGAUAAGAUCAUGUACACUGGUUCAAUUCCUGUUGGCACUAUCAUUGCCAAGAAAGCAGCAGAAACCUUGACUCCGGUCCUUUUGGAAUUGGGUGGUAAAUCCCCAGCCUUCGUGUUAGAUGAUGUUACUGAUGCAGAUAUUACAACUGUGGCAAGAAGAAUUGCUUGGGGUCGCUUCACUAAUGCCGGCCAAACAUGUGUUGCUGUUGACUAUGUGUUGGUACCUGAGAAGUUGAAGGAUAGGUUGGUAAAUGCGAUAGUGAAAGUUGUGAACGAGGAUUUUUACCCAACAUUGGACUCUAAGGAUCCAUCUUAUACGCAUAUUAUUCACCUGCGUGCCUUCGACACUUUGAAAAAGAUGAUUGAACUGUCGAAAGGAACUAUAGUGGCAGGAGGUCAGACAGACAGCUCUCACCGCUACAUAGCUCCAACAGUGAUUGACAACGUCGACUGGGAAGACUCAACCAUGCAGCAAGAGAUCUUUGGCCCAGUGUUACCAAUUUUGACGUACUCCGAUUUGAAGCUGGCUGUGAAAGAGGUGGUUAAGCGUCAUGACACACCAUUGGCGUUGUAUAUCUUUACGUCGGGUUCUACUCGGCGUUCAAAGAACACACAAGUUGACUACAUUCGGUCUGCUGUCAGAUCAGGAGGAACCAUUGUCAACGAUAGUAUUUUACAUGUUGGUUUGGACAAUGCUCCUUUUGGUGGAGUUGGAACUUCCGGCCAAGGUGCUUACCACGGCUACUUCUCUUUCAGGGCCUUCACACACGAAAGAACCACGAUGGAGCAGAACCUCAAGAUGGAUUUUGCCUUGAAAGUCAGAUACCCCCCUUACGGCGAGAAGAAGAGUAAAGCUGUAUCUCAAGCACAAACCUCGUACAAUGGUAGUGUGUGGUUCAGUCGUACUGGCAACGUUGCUAUAAGGGGCCCAGGACUGAUCUGGUCUUCGUGGACUAGUUUGCUUGGUGUUGGCGCUUUGAUUUAUCUGGUAGUAAAUGCUAUUUAA